Mytilinidion resinicola is the source of this 957-nucleotide messenger RNA. RefSeq lists its product as uncharacterized. Bases 115 to 957 code for a protein of 280 amino acids. The record is from RefSeq and is a predicted model, not a curated record. Lineage: Eukaryota; Fungi; Ascomycota; Dothideomycetes; Mytilinidiales; Mytilinidiaceae. The transcript has 3 exons.
CCCUUACUCACCAUGACUACCCCUCAAGGCCCAGACAAAGAGCCCACAUUGUUGUCUAUCGAAUCCCGAAUUUGUCCCUCCAGAAACCGCCGGCUUUAGCUUCCCCACUUCGCGAUGCAGCCCAUCGACGAGCCACGGGCGGAGCACCAGCCAAAGCCCCUCUCGUUGGCCGUGCGGGGCAGCGGGGUUGCGGCGAAUGGUAGAAGGCCGUGUCUACAGAUGUCAGCUCCGCUUCCGCCAGAGCUCCGCUUCCGCAUCUGGAAAUUCGCAACGCCCACUUCCCGUAUUGUUUACCUGUAUCAAAACUGCCACGGCUACUUCACCAACCUCAACAUCCCCGCUAUCUUCCAUGCGUGCUCCGAAUGCCGCACGGAAGCCCUUCGCAUCGCCGCCACAGAAAACAACCUCUUAACAAUCCAACCCCACGCCAACCCCCCGCUCCAGAUUUACUUCAAUUACGCAGAGGAUAUCCUACACAUCGUAUCCUCGCCACUGACUAUCAGCGGUUUGUUUGAAUACAGCCGCGGCUGCGCCUGGAUGGAGCUUCUUGCUACACUUCCUCUGGACGAGCGGAGCCGCAUCCAGCGCCUAGGGAGUGGAAUGCUGCCGAUGAAACACCUACUCAGCUUGAACGGGUUGCACGGGUUGCGCGAUGUCAAUGUGUUGUUCCGGCCGCCGGAUCCAACCUGGAGCGAGAAAAAAUGGAUGAUGUUCCCCGCGGUGGUGGCGGACUUUUCCGCCGCGGAUGACUUGAAGCACUUGGGGACUUUGCCCCAGGACACGGCGCUGAAUCUGGUCAGGUUGGAUCGCGUUCAUAAGGGUGGGGAGAUUGGACCUGGAGCUGUUACUCCAUGGUUGGCCCAGGCUGGGAGCUGGGGCGGUCUGGCUAUGGAGCGGUUUUGUGAGCAUUUCAUCGAGCUCAACGCGGAUGAGCCGAAGGAUUUGGAGAUGCGCUAG